UCAGCUUCCGCCUGCUGUUUCCCCAGUGGUGAGUCUGCAGAUGUCGGCUCCUUCUGGUCUGCUCCUCCCCUGUCUUCUAACUUCCCUCCUGAGACAGAGGGGAAGAACGCUAACUUAACAAAACCCGAGAAUGCUAAGGUUGCCCCUCUCACUUCCUCUCACCCUUAGCCCAGAACGGCUUUGAAUCUGGUAAUUGCUGUGGGGCAACCUUUGGGAAAAAGGAGAGCAGUGCCUCUGCCCUGCCAAGCAGACAGGGCAAGUCAUGUUUUCUCACAGCGGCGGCUGGGGAGAGGAAAUGCCAGGAUGACGCCCUGCUCAAGCCUGGCUGCGAUUCUGAUCCCAGCCAUGGCCUUCUUCACCUGCCUGAGACCGGAGCGCUGGGAUCCCUGUGUGGAGGUGCUUCCUAACAUCACGUAUGACUGCAUGGAGCAGAAUCUUCACAAUAUCCCUUACAGCCUUCCCUCCUCCACUGAGAACCUGGACCUGAGCUUCAACCCCCUGAAGAUCUUAAGCAGUAAUUGCUUCUCCAGUUUCCCAGAACUACAAGUGUUGGAUUUAUCCAGGUGUGAAAUUACAAUGAUAGAAGAUGAUGCUUUUCAGGACUUAAUCCAACUCUCUACCUUGAUAUUGACUGGCAACCCUAUACACAGUUUAGCUCUGGGAGGCUUUUCUGGACUAUCGAGUUUACAGAAGCUGGUGGUUGUGGAGAUAAACCUGGCUUCUCUGGAGAGCUUUCCUAUUGGGCAUCUCAGAAGUUUAAAGCACCUCAAUAUGGCUCACAAUCUUCUUCAUUCUUUCAAGUUACCUGAAUAUUUUUCUAAUCUGACCAACCUGGAAUACUUGGACCUUUCCAACAACAAGAUCCAAAGUAUUCAUCAUAAAGACUUGAAGGUUCUGCAUGAAAAUCCCCAACUCAAUCUUUCUUUAGACCUGUCUCUGAACCCCAUUGACUUUAUCCAACCUGGUGUCUUUCAAGAAAUCAGGCUCCACGAACUAACACUAAGAAGUAAUUUUAACAGUACAGAUGUAAUGACAAGUUGUAUUCAAAGUCUACUGGGAUUAGAAGUGCACAGGUUAAUCCUAGGGGAAUUUAAAAAUGAAAGGAAUAUAGAAAGGUUUGACAGAUCUGUCCUGGAGGGAUUGUGUAGUGUGAGCAUUAAUGAAUUCCGGUUAACUUAUGUAGAUCAGUUUUCAGGAAAAGUCACUGACUUGGUAAAUUGUUUAGCGAAUAUUUCUGCAAUGUCCAUGGUAAGUCUGUAUAUAAGUGAUGACAAUUUUUAUAAUGAUUUCAAAUGGCAAUCAUUAGAAUUCAUUAACUGUGAUUUUAAAACCUUCCCCUUUCUGGCACUCCCCUUUCUCAAAAGUUUGAUUUUCACUGCCAACAGAGGUGCAACCAGUUUUGUAGAUGUGGAACUACCAAACCUUGUCUUCCUAGAUAUCAGUAGAAACAGCUUGAGUUUUGAAAGCUGCUGUUCUCAUAAACAUCUGGGAACAACCAGACUGAAGUAUUUAGAUCUCAGCUACAAUGGCGUUGUGACUAUGAGUUCAAACUUCCUGGGGUUAGAGCAACUGGAGUAUCUGGAUUUUCAGCAUUCUACUUUGAAAAAGAUGAGUGAAUUCUCUGUGUUUUUAUCCCUCAGCAAACUCCUUUACCUUGACAUCUCUCAUACUCACAUCCGGGUUGACUUCAAUGGCAUCUUUGAUGGCCUGAUCAGUCUCAAAGUUUUAAAAAUGGCUGGCAACUCUUUUAAGGAUAACACUCUUUCAAAUACCUUCACCAAUAUGACGAGCUUGAUAUUUCUGGACCUCUCUGAAUGUCGCCUAGAACAGGUGUCCCAGGGAGCAUUUGCCACACUCUCUAGACUUCAGGUUCUAAAUAUGAGUCACAACAACCUCUUGGUGUUGAAUACACUUCAUUAUAAACCUCUCCAGUGUCUCCAGCUUCUGGAUUACAGUUUCAACCACAUAGAAACCAUCAAAGGGGAGGAACUUCGACAUUUUCCAUGGAGUCAGGCUCGCUUAAAUCUUACACAGAAUGACUUUGCCUGUACUUGUGAAUACCAGAGCUUCCUGCAGUGGGUCAAGGACAAGAGGCAGCUCCUGGUGGAAGCUGAACAAAUGAAGUGUGUAAAAUCACUAGAAAUGAAGGGAAGACCUGUGUUGAGUUUCAGGAAUGCCACCUGUGAAAUCAACAAGGGCAUCAUCAGCAUGUCAGUGAUCAGCGUGGUUCUUGUAUUCAUUAUGGUGUUUCUUGGCUACAAGUUUUACUUUCACCUGAUGCUUUUAGCUGGCUGUAAAAAGUAUGCUCAAGGGGAAAGCAUCUAUGAUGCCUUUGUUAUCUAUUCAAGCCAUGAUGAGGACUGGGUGAGGAAUGAGUUGGUAAAGAACCUAGAGGAAGGGGUGCCCCCAUUUCAGCUAUGCCUCCACUACAGAGACUUUAUCCCUGGUGUGGCCAUCGCUGCCAACAUCAUCCAAGAGGGCUUCCACAAAAGCCGAAAAGUCAUUGUGGUGGUAUCUCAGCACUUUAUCCAAAGCCGCUGGUGCAUUUUUGAAUAUGAGAUCGCUCAGACUUGGCAGUUUCUGAGCAGCCGCUCUGGCAUCAUCUUCAUCAUCCUGGAGAAGGUGGAGAAAGCCCUGCUGAGGCAGCAGGUGGAGCUGUACCGCCUUCUCAGCAGGAACACGUACCUGGAGUGGGAGGACAAUGCCCUGGGGAGGCAUAUCUUCUGGAGAAGACUAAGGACAGCUCUGCUGAAUGGAAAAUCAUGGGAUCCAGAAAGGACGGCUGAGUUACAAAACAACCAACAAGAAGCAACAACUUGUACCUGAGAAAGAAAUAGUUCCCCAGGCCCUUUAGCCCAGCACUCAUUCCGUUAGUAAGUACUAAAUGCUACAACAUUCCUGUGGGUAUGCUUUGGAGAGUGAUUUGUGGUGCACAGGAUACACCAGACUGGUAAUCUUAUGGAUCUUACAGUGAGAUGGAAUAAAUACUAUGCUCAAAAUAUGAACUUUCCAAUGUGUUUCAACAACCCAGCCAAAGGGUCCCAAUUGAGGAAGUCUGUCUAAGUAUCCUUCCUCAUCAAAUUGAAUGUAAACUAAGAGGGUGAGCCCUGGUAAGAUUAGAAAGAUGUUCUUUUCUUCAGCCGUUUUUUUUCUAGUGUGUGUGUGUGCAUGUAUGUGUGUGUACAUGUUCAUGUGUACAAGUAUAGGAAUUCACCUGUCAUUGUUGUACAUUUGACAGUCAGAAGAUAAGGGUGGGUGUCAGGUCUUUCCUUCCACAUUGGAGGAGGCAGGGUCUCUUGUAUUCAUUGUUGCUCGUUGCUAUAUUUUCUGUUCUAGAUGACCACAGGCUUCCUGAAAAUACUCCUGCCUCUCUGCCUUCCUUCCUUCCAAUGGUGCAGUGGAAUUACAGAUGCCUUCCAAAGCAUCAGGCUUUUUGUGUAUAAUAUAUGUAUGCAUGUGUGUAUGUAUGUAUGUAUGUAUGUAUGUAUGUAUUUAUUUAUUUAUUUAUAAUGGAGGAGAGGGAGAGAAUGGGUGUUCUAGGGCCUCUAGUUACUGAAAAUGACCUCCAGACACAUGUGCCACCUUGUGCAUCUGGCCUACAUGGAUGCUAGGGCAUCAAAUGUGGAUCCUUAUACUUCUCAGGCAAAUUUCUUAGUCAAUAAGCCAUCUUUCCAGCCCAGCAUCAAGCUUUUAGCUGAGUGUCAGAGAUCCAGAUGCAGAUAUAACUAGUAAUUUAUCCACUGAGCCCUUAAGUUUUUUCAAAAGGAAACUACAUUAAAAGUUGUGUUUUAUCAACCUUAAAAGAGUUGGGGGGUUCAGCUCGCUUGUAAAGCCUAAUAACCCAGGUUGAUUCCCCAGUACCCAUAUAAGCCAGAUGUGCAAGGUGGUAUAUGUGUGUGGAGUCUGUUUGCAAUAGCUGGAGGCUUUGAAUCUCUCUCUCUCUCUCCCUGUAUAAGUAAGUAAAUAAAUAAAAUAAAUAAAUAAUCAAAUAGUUAAAUUAUUUUAAGAGUCUUGGCACUUUAACUGAGUGAAUGUUUGUUUCCUUUCCCUUUCCUACUGAAUGCAUAUGAAUUCCACCUGAUCUCUCAGAGCACUCCCAAUUCAGGAUCCACCUCCCAUUUUAAGUCAUUUAUUCUUUGUAAUCAGUUCCUCAGGAAACCCAUA
Messenger RNA from Jaculus jaculus (lesser Egyptian jerboa), 4164 nucleotides. It is a transcript of the gene Tlr4, whose product is annotated as toll like receptor 4. The transcript has 3 exons. Gene Ontology annotation, biological process: inflammatory response; immune response; toll-like receptor signaling pathway. Gene Ontology annotation, cellular component: membrane. Gene Ontology annotation, molecular function: transmembrane signaling receptor activity; lipopolysaccharide immune receptor activity; lipopolysaccharide binding. NCBI's taxonomy places the organism in Eukaryota, Metazoa, Chordata, Mammalia, Rodentia, Dipodidae. The record is from RefSeq and is a predicted model, not a curated record. The coding region runs from base 304 to 2826 and encodes 840 amino acids.